This is a messenger RNA of Schistosoma curassoni, 11892 nucleotides long. NCBI's taxonomy places the organism in Eukaryota, Metazoa, Platyhelminthes, Trematoda, Strigeidida, Schistosomatidae. The record is from the annotation of a GenBank genome assembly.
AUGAGUUCCGGGUCCGUAACAGAAUCAGAUUUAAUAUCAGCGCUUCAAGCUGUUGGAGUAUCGCAUAAGUUGGAUGAAAUAAAUAGAUCUGAUGCAAGAUCUAUUUUAAACAAUGCAUCAAUAGGAACUGCAUUAAGUUUGUCAUCGAACUCAUUUCCUGUGUUUGAACGACCCGAUUCUCUUCGUAUUAUACACGAUCUUGUAGAAGGUCUUUUACGAGUACAGACACGGGAUUCAUCUAUUGCACUUCGCCAUUUGAAUGUUGUACUGUCAUCUCUCUUUAGAUUUCUCAAUGAUUCAAAUUCUGACGUCCGUAUAGCUGCUGAUGAAGGCCUGAACAAACUUAUCAAGUUCCUCCGUUCAAGUAUGACACGUUUAAUUUUGUUCGAACUGCUCAUGGAGCUAAAGCGUAAUCAAAACUCAAGAUCCGUAUCGGUUGCACUGUCGAAAUUUGCUUCAUUGUCUACACAAAUUAGAACAUCUAAACGCAGGUUUUAUGCAACCAAUUUACUACCUGUUCUCAUAUCAAUCUUUGAACAAGAAGAUGAUUUAUUAUUUGAAAACCUAACUGAUUCUUUUCGACAAAUCGCAAACGAAUUAUUUUAUUACGCAACUGAAAAAGAAUUACGCAGCUUUUUACGUACACAAAUUACACGGUUGUCAUCGAGCAAGGCAGUAGUACGCCGUUCAGUAGCCCAAUCACUUGUAAUCACAUGUCAGUCAUCUCGCGUACCACUCACUCUACUACGCUACCUACUUCACCUAAUAUUAACUGAAAUGGAUUCGCUCACUAGUGAUUCCCAGUUAGAACCAACAAAAGUUGUGUGUGAUAAAUCAUCAAUACCUUUUAAUUCUACUGCUUAUUGGACAGGUUUAUUCAACACAAUUCGUUAUUUAUCUAUUGGAUGGGAUCAAUUCUCAAAUAAAUUUAUGAAAAAUAUAUCUUUUUUAAACUUAAAUAUACCUCAAACUUCAUCAGUACAUUUAGAUUCUUACAAUACUCUGCAUUCUAGAUUAGUUGGAAUGCUUAAUCCAGAUGACUCAAUUCCUUUCUCGUCAGAAGAUAAAAUUGAUUCUCCAAAAAAAUUACUUAAAACUGAUUAUACAUAUUUCGAUAAUAGGAUGUGGUCAAAAGCAUUUUUCAUGUGUUUACAUUAUGCUUGCGAUUUGUCCACCUCAAAUUCUUUGAUGGUACAAACUGCAUCAUUAGAGGCAUUUGUUCAACUGUUAGUAGUUAGACGUCCACUCUUUUUAUUUCCAAUAAGUUGGCUUACAAGUAUUACAUCAUGUUCGUCACCAGUACCAUUAUCUUCCAAUCAGCAUUUAAAUGAUAAUACUUCUAAUAAUGAUAUUUUGAAUGAUAAAACAAUUAUUGAAUCAUCAUCUCAACAGUACAAACUGUAUGAAAGUGAGCUCAGUACCAAUAUUACUAACUCCAAGGAAACACCUGAUUUUGUUGCAAGCAAUCGUUUCCUUAGGACGCUUUCUUCAGAGUCAGUUGAUGAUAAGAGUCCAAGCUCAGAUUUUCAGUCAGUCGAUAGUUGUGAUACAUAUUUCAUUCGAUCGGCAUCCUCUUCCAGUUUAUCUUCUUCUAUAAAGAUAGAUUCAAAUGACACAGCAAUCAUUGGACAAGAGAUUCAAAAUCAGUUAUCUGCUGUUCGUGCUCAGUUGGCUAGAGAUGGAGAGAAAUCAGUGAAUAAUGACAAUGAUGAUGUAUUCAGCUAUUUAGGUUAUAAUGUUGUAGGUGAUUCAUACAGAAAUAUAGAGUUUGCUCAAACUGAUUAUAGUCAUGACUCAAUUAAUCCAGAAAACCAUAUAUACGAUCAGCAACCAUCGUCCACUCAUUUUUCGAAAUAUCGUCCUUUCAGCUUAUUAGAUCUCAUCAACUGCCUUAAUAAUCAAGGUGAACCAAUCAAUCUAGUUCAGGCUGAUUGGUUAUUACCUUUUCUUCUCUUAUCGUUUGAUAUGAUGCCGCAAGCCCAAGAAACUUCUAAAACUCAUCAUCAGUGGCCAAGGCCUUCAACUUCACCUCGAAUUAGUUUACAGUUGCUUGUUAUCAAUUGUUUAACCCAAUUAGCUCAGCUUAAUCCAUUUAUGUUUUUUGUUCAGCUAAAUGGUGAUCAGUGUUGUCCUAAUGAUCAACUGAGUGUAAAACAAAUUCAGUGGCCCACGGCAGUUGAGGUGAUUCUGGAAUUUCUCAGUAACAACAGUGACCCACAAGCUCAAGGUCAACUUUGCAUUCUCAUUGGGAAUUUGAUAGCCUCUUAUUUGGUUUGGCAAAAUCUAACAGAUCAAGAUCCUGGUUAUUUACUACUAAAUGAUCAUAAACUCGCUGUAUAUACAAGCCUAGAUCAUCUUUUCACCAAACUGGACUCAUAUUUAAAUACAGAUGUGUCUGGGAUAACUUUACGAUGGGCUUUAUCUGGUUUACGAGCAUGUUCUAACGCUUUAUUGUCUUGUGCUGAUCGGAAAUCCUCAUUUUGUCCAAAGGGAUCUAACAUAUUACCGGAUGAACUUUUGGUGUAUCGUUUUCUAAAAACACUGAGUUCAAUUGUUAUUCAUGCAUCACGUCAUCCUUAUCGAUUAGUUCGACGUGAGUUGCUAACCUUAGUCACUGAACUUGACUGGGCAUCUGUUGGAUAUUUAGAAGGAACACUGAAGACACAUGAAUUAGCAAAGUCAGCGCUGUUUUCUGUAAUGCCUGCUAGACUGAUUGAUUUGACAUGGACUGAGUGUUGGCGAAUUUUAUGUGAUACUGAUCCAGAUUUACGUGAAUUAGCUUCUACAGCAUUAGUUGCAUUAGCCUCCAAUCUGACUAGUGGCAUUGGUGAUAAUUUAGGUAUUUUUACUGGAGGUUUACUACCAAACCGUAUCAAGCGAAGUUUGCACUUUUGGCUGCCACAACCGUAUUCAAUAAUUAAAUCAAAAGUUUCAUGUUAUGGUUUGGUUGGUGCUUUGGGUGUUCAUGGUUUACCACCUUGUUUAUCUACUCUACCAAUGGAAAUGGAUGUUGGACCUAUUGGACGACAGUUUUAUCAAUCACAAAUGUCACAGUUAUUGUAUUCAGAGGCAGAAGACAAUAAAAUAAGUAACCAAGUUACCGAUUUUCGUUUAUGUAGUGCAGGAACUACACGUCUCUUCCGUAAAUGUUUGACUGCUCUAAUGGAAUUGCCAUGUUCUAGUAUUUUACCUGAAGAUCGCUACAUGCUGCUUGGUGUUGUUGGUUGCUUGAACCAGUUGAUUGGAUCAUCUCAUUUACUCAGUUAUUCUCAUUUAUGGUUUGAUCCUUCUCCAUCAUCAUCAACUACCUCUGAGAGCACUUUAUCAAAUGAAAAUUCCUUAAAACCUACUCACCGCAGAUCACGUCUAUCUCUCUUAUCUUGGCAUUGUCUCACUCUGUUGUCUUCAGCCCCAGUAACAUCACUUGACUUAGAACUCCAGUCUUCUUUAUUGAAUUUGUGUACUGGUUGUGUAACACGUUGGUCUGUCUAUACACUCUUGGAUAGAUCUUCGAAAGAUAAAAAUGGUAAUGAAUUACCUACUUCAAAUAAACAACAACCAUUUACUCGAUAUGCUUUGGCUUUUAUGCAACAUUUAAUGAGGGUUUGUUGCAUACUAUGGCAUAUUUUCGAAGGGAUUCGCUUACCUCAACAUCAUCAACAUGAUUCAGUAACCUCCAAAAUUCCAAUCAGUUCAAUUUACUCUGGUAUAUCCGAAUCAUUUAUGCAUUCUGUAGCGAAUUUAGCUCAGACAAAAACCCAUUUUCCUAUGACCAAAUUUGAUCACGAAAUCAUCAAUUCUCCUGCUGGUGCCGUCAAUAAUACUCCUAUGAGCGACAGUGGUACUAUUGGUAGUGUGGAUACAUCAUCUAGUAAGAAACGUAAUUAUGGAACAAAAUUAGGUGGUUCUCUGAGAAAACAUUUGCCAGCACCUCGACAUUCUCCAACAUUAACUUCUUCAACUCUUGGAUAUUUUGCAAACUUGCCACAAUAUAUGUUAUUAUAUAAAACCCUUAAAACUGCAUAUAAAUCUUUUAAAAUAUCGGCUGAUUUAACUGGUUCUCAUGAUCGAUUAAUGGGCUUAUUACAUACCUGUCUAUAUUCCUUCGGUCGAUUAUUGGAAAAUCUUCAUUUUGAUGAAACUGCUCCGUAUGCAGACGAAUUAUUAAUUUAUUUAACUUCAUUUUACAAUUGGCAGCCUGGUCCAUGCUUAGAGUUAUCAACUCAGUUACUACGAGCUUUUGUUGGUACAAACCUUUGUAAUCAAUGGGACGAUCAACUUUGUCAAUUAUAUUCAGAUGCAUUAAACUCUAGUGUUUCCGAUCAAGACAUAAAAAGUGAUUCUGAGGAGAAACAUUCUAAAAUUAAUUCAAAAAAUACUGUUGAUUUCCAUAUACGUAAAUUAUUGCAUCAGAAUAAAACAUUUACUAAUUAUCUAUGGGAUCAAAAUAUAUUGAAAGAAAGCAAGGUUUGUUGUUGGAUUACAUGCCCAGAGCUUAUUCAGUCACCAAUUUCUGCAUGGAUCCGUUUUGCUCGUCAACGUCGUAUUCCAGUCGGUCUUAAAUAUACAAGCAGUACAGAUAAAGCGUCGGCUACGACGCCAAAUCAAACGAUAACUAUGUCGGCAAUAAAAAUUAAAUCUGAUGCUCAAUUAUUUUUUAAACGCCUUGAACAUAUUGUGCUUUGUGGUAUGGAAAAUUAUAAAUGGACAAAUUGUUAUUCACUUCAAACGAAUAUAUUAGAUUUACUAAUUCAUUUAAUAUAUUUACGAAUGAAUUAUUGUCAACUUGAUGUACAACAGAAAUUUCUAGAUACUGUAAUUAAUCAUUGCGAGAAUCUGUCCUCGGAAAUUCAACGUCUUGAGACAGUAUCAAUGAUGAAUGUUAGCUCUUCAAAUCGUCAGUGUAUUAAAGGGGGUCAACUGUUGAAUCUGAAUAAACGAUUGUUAUCAUCAUCCUCAACAUCAGCAUUUACUUAUCGUGAUUUCUGCAAUUCUGAUUCAUUUCUGUUCCCCAUGAUGAAUUCGAGAGAACCGACUAUAUUACAACAACAUCAGCGUCUCGUGAACGCUUUAUUCCGUUUUUUGGUCACCUUGACUUAUCAAUACCGUGUUAUAUCAUCAUCUUUAACAUCAAUACCGCCAGCAUCAACGCUUGCACAAUCUAAGCAUCUUGAUUCUGGUAAUUCUGAAAACUCAGCUACUUCUCCUGCUUCUACUACCAGUAGUGCAAUCAACGGCAAUGGCGAGUCCAUCGAUUCACGUCUUGUUGAGUUAAGUCAGGUUGUUCAUUUAGCUGAAGCAUUAGCAGCAGAAACUUAUGAUCCUGGCAGUAUUGUACUAACUGCAAUGAUUCCAGUGAUCGUCGAUUUAUUUGUAAUUCAACAACCAUUAAAUCAAAGAAUUAAUAAACAAGCGGAAAAUGUUGAUCAAGCCAUAAUGAAUCAAAUUCAGCAAGCAAAUGCUCAACGUGAAACCAUUUUUAGUUUACUUUUACGUCGACUUAGUCAUUUACCAGCUAGUUAUGAUCAAAUAUCAUUGAUACUUGAAGAGGUGAAUAUAUCCACAAAAAUACGCAAAAGUGGAAAUGUCAUCUGCAUCAUUGAUUGUUUAACACAGAUUUCGAAUCAUAUCCUUUCUCAUCUGGCUACUGGUAUAGCUCAGAUCGAUAACUGUGCUGCCUUCGAUGCACUUCAACGUCUUCUGAAUCAUCUAGUUGUUAUCAUUAAUUCUUUGGACGAAAAUGAAUCAUCUCAAAUUGUUUGGAACAUCAUUUUAAAAGUUGAAGAAGUUCUUUACAAUGAAUUUCAUUCUAAGAUCCUUUUAGACAAUUAUAAUAUUUUGCAUUUUAUUCGUUGGACUGUGACACAAGUUUUUUGUGGUCGUUUCCUCUUUCAUCUAUUCAAUUGUUCCAGAAAAUUACAUCAGCCAAUAGAUUUUGACAUUUCUAAACGAAUAACAAGACUUUUUGAACAUUCACUGCUUGCAUUUCAACAAAUUAUUGGUGGUAUAAAAUUUUUUCUACUUUAUGAACCAAUGAUCAUUGGUCAAAUAACUAGUUUACAAUUUGAUUAUUCACUAAAAUCUACUAAUCUGAUUCUUUUGAUUCAUUUAUCAUUGAAUCAUUCUCUGAAUCUUAUAGAACUGGUGAAAUCAGACUUUUGCAUGAAUAUUGAAUGGAACAUUAAGCAGAUAACCUCAUUAAUCCAGGUUAUUCAUAAAACAAUUUACUCACUUGGAAAAUAUGAACCAUUGCUCUGUUUCUUGUGGUAUCAAUUAAUCUAUUCAAAAGAAUUAAAUAUAAUGAAUAUUCUACUGAGCAAUUAUCAUAUAAAAUCUUUUCCUAACAACAAUGAUGAUAAUUCAUUUAAAAUAUUUUUACCUAAUUUUUACAUAGAUUCCAAUUGGACAAGUAUAAAUUUAGAACUUGUUCAUCAGUUCAUUAUGAUAUCGUAUAUUCAAACACAAUUGAAUUCAAACAAUGUCGAUAUUGUCUUGCAAAAUCUCUUAUCACCAGUAAGUGAUGGUCAUGUGAAUUAUUCAUACCGAAAGAAAAUUAUACGAUUACUCAAUAUGUGGCAUUCAGGAGAACCUAUUGUUUGUGACUUAAUGUCGCAGUUAUCGAAUUCCAAAAGCGCAUUUAAACAAAUUCAUGAAGGGUUUAUGGAAAAUCUUUCGUUGAUGUCUCUUGAACAGAUACACUUUAUUCUCAGUAAUAUGUUUGACAAAAUUCAUACAGAAUCAACAACUUAUCAACUUGACACAUUGUUCAAUAUAUUUAUUACUCCUCAAUGUAAGCCGGUUUCAUUUGAAAAAGGAAAACAUUGUUCAACUUGUACAAGGAGUACUAUGCCAAUCAGUUUACGAAUUAUCGCAUCUAUUAAAGCCUGUAAUAUAUUAGAAUGGAUUCUUAAAACCUGUGAUAAUAAGGUCGAGAAACUACAGUGCAUGGUGCCAUAUCAUGUCCUGUUGAACUAUCGCACGCGUUUAAUAACACUCAAGAACAAUUUAAAAUCAGAUAGAUUACUUAAUUUGCUCGACGAAAUUAUCAAAUUUACGAAUGAAAAGCCUGAUAAAACUGAGAAAUAUAUUUCUCCCAGCACGUUAACUCAUGUUAAUUUUAACGCAAUCAUAAAGCAACCUAAUGAGACCACUUGGUUAUUGAAUUCAGCAAAAGAUCUCUUGAUGCAAUAUAAUUUAUCAGCUGCAUUGAAUGGAAUUCGAUUGAUUCAUGCUCUGUCAGAAUGUUCGAAUAUUAGGGAAAAAAAGAUAUCCAAUAUUCUCAAUUCUGUAUGCCUUCGAUGCUCUCCACGAAUGCUGUACUAUGCUUUGGUACUUGGUUCGUCAUCCGCGUCUUCAUCAUUAUCUCUAAGUUCCCUUUCUGCCGUACCUGAAAUUACAAAUCAAACUCAUAAACCUUGUUCAAAAACAUCACAUAUCACACCUUGUGUAAAUGUCUUAUUUCGAGUUGCUCAGAAAAUUCUGUUUCAAAAUAUACAGAAUAUUGUCACAAAUCCCAGUGAAUUGUUCACAGAAAUCGAAGAUCCGAAUUUGGCUGAUUCUGUACAAACAUAUUUAACCGGUCUAUCAUUCGCUUUAUUAGAGUUUCUUCGAGUUUUACCUCAUUUACCACUGGGGGAUUUAGUACCAAUUGAAAAGGAAACAGAUGCAUUGAGUUUUCUACUCAUUCUUAUCGAAUUCUCUUUUCAUUCAAUGGGUUAUCCAUAUUCUAAAAUAGCUAGUGUUUGUUCAGGCAAUAAUUAUUCCAAUACUGAUCAUGUAUUAAAUCAGUCACAAAUUAUGAACAAGGAUGAUGAUAAUAAUAAUAAACCUCCACGAUAUUAUAUCGUAUCUGUAACAAUGAUACAAACUAGUCUUCGAUUAUUAAAUUAUAUUUUACAAACAGCACUAAAUCGUUCUGCCAAAGGAGUGGAUUUGUUCGGUGGUGAUGGUAAAAAGAUUUUAUCUAUCUUUCUUGUCUUCAUAUGGAUGAUUGAUAAAUCAGCAUGUCUUUCUGAGUAUACAACAAUUUGGUCUAAAUCAACCAACCAGCAUAUGAUAAUUGCUGUUCAAAGAAUCCUAGAUGAAUAUACACAGCAAUCGAUAACAAAGCCAUCGUCAUUAUUACCUGCACAAUUAUCUACAACAAUCUUAUUAAAUAAUUUACUCACUCCUUUACAUCCACCUAUUAUGGGUUUAUGGUGGCCUGAUUCGAUUUGUGCAUCGACUCUUUCUUACUUUUGUGCCGCAACUGCCUCAGUUGCAUCGUUUUCCAUAUUAAAUUCCAAUACGAAUCAGACAAGAUUUGGAAAUAUAGAAGGUGGAUUUAUUCAACCAUGUCAACUGAUUGGCAAGUGUAGACUGUUACGUUCUAACUUUAUUCAGUCAACGGGAUUAGAUAUAGUUGGUCAAUUAAACAUUUGCACCUUAGGAAUUUCUCGUCUCCUACAUACUUUGAAUGUAUCUAGUUCAUACAGUUACAGUUCAAUUAAUAUGUCAUUUCAUGAAUCUAAUGAUGUGAAAACGUCAGAUUGCAUUAAUUCAUUUGUAAACCUGGAUUUAGAUCAUUUAAUAGUGAACAUUACCCGUCUUAACGCUAUGGGUUGGUUAGAUCGUAGAGAAUUUGAAAGAAUUUGGACAAAUUACUUAGAAUUAUUAUCCUCUGCAUCAGAUGCUCAGCAAAAUAUCUACUCAAUUAAAAUAGAAUCUGAUAACGGACAACUAACAAGUUCAGAGGAAUCAAUUGAAUGCAAUCAGUCUAUUGUAAUUGGUCUACGUGGUUUAACACGAUUGCUUAUGGAUACGUCAUUGAAACCUCAACCUGGUGAUACAUUAUACUCCCGAUUACAUCAUCACUCUCGCCUUGGAACACCACAUUUCUCUCAUACUAAACUUGGUCGAAAAUUGAUUUCAUUACUAACUAUGAUUGAACGGGAACAGGAUUAUAUAAAUAAUUCUAACGAAUACUCUCUAAUAUGUACAACACAUUCGGAAUAUAUGAAUCGACUAAAUGAAACUGGAGAUUUAGAAUUAAUUAAUUUAGAGCGUCUAACAAAUUGGUUUUUAGAUGGUCCUAGUCAGUUUGCUGUAGAUCGAUUAAUUCGACGUUUACGUAUGAGAGAAAAUCCUAAUCCAACCGUAUGGUCAUCCGUUAUUGAUCAUCCCAGUGAAGGUGAAAAACUGCAGUUAACUACGUCACAAUCUAUUAACCCUUUACCAAUUCCAAAGUCUAAUCAUCGUCCAACUAGUGUUCUUACAUUACAAAAUUAUGAAGAUCCUUUAUUUUCAUGUCUUCAGUCAUUACAGUUAUUUUACCAUUCAUGUCUUAAACCAGAACCUUUUACUAUACGAUCUGAUAAUGAAGAUAUGAAUACUUUACUGUUGGGAACUUCAAAGCUUGUUGAUUUAUUCACAUCUAAUUCAACUAUUUCCUCUUCUCUGUUAAAUAAAAAUUCUACUUUUAAACAAAUAAAACAGCAAACUUCAACGGUGAAAGGACCAGCUUUUGAUGUUUGGCAAUCAAUUCUCCAGUCAGCUAUCAUUUUAUCCGAUUUAUUUACAACACAAGAACAAUUUAUUUGGUUAAAUGAUCAUUUACAAGAUGCAUUAAAACAAUUACCAACAUGGGAUGAAUUUCAAUCACCAAUACAUUUAUGGUUAGCAUUAGGGAUUUCAAAAUGUACUGCUGUAUUAGAAUUAGUUAACAGUUCACCAACUAAUUCGCAUGUACUUCAACCUUAUUCACUUGAACCAGCUGUAAAACAAACAAUGAAUGCUAUUAAUUCUAGUUUAUUAACAGUACAAAAUGCUGGUUUACAUAGUGCAAUGUAUUUAUUACAUGCAGCAUUAUUAAUUAGAAGACAACCAUAUCAACAACAAUUACAACAACAUAGUCCACCAACUGGUUCAUCGUUGUUAAAUGAACUUUAUACAUUUUUAUACAGUUAUUUGGAAAAGAAGAUUAACACUAUAUUCUGUAAUUCAAUAAUAACAAAUUUACUGGGCACCGAAACAUUAAUUAACCAGAAUUUAUCAGUUUCUCCUAAUGGAUCAUCCGGUAUGAAACGAUUCAUGCAAGCUGUACUUCAUCCAGGUACGGCUAGCAAAAUUACUAAUACUUCUAGUGUGGAACGAGAGUCUUCUAUAAUUCAUUUAUCAAAUAUUGAUUUGACAGAUCAUAUAGAACAACAUCAAUUAAUGAUACUUUCAACAGCGUUUUUCUUAACCGAACAUUUUUCUGGUCCACCAGUUUAUCCCAUUGUAACAGAUCCAGGCAAUGGUAUUACAGAAAUGUUAUCUGGUCUAACAGCUAUAUUGUUUCGAUUAGCAUCAUGUAUGCUUAGUGAUGUGCCUAUAAUGAAUCAGUCAAAAUAUACAAAUAACGCUAAAUGUUCAGCAUUGAGUACAGGGACUACAGUAGAUUUGAGUUAUUCCUUUCCAGUCCAUUUGGCAUGGUGUCAAGGUAUUGAACGUCUCAUUCAUACCGGACGCCUUGGUAAAGGCGCUAUUGGUAGCCUACAGAAAAUGUGUAUCAGUCGAAUACGAACCUGUCGCUCGCCUCAUAUUAGUUUUCUUGCUAUUCGUUUACUACUAACUUGUAUGUACACAAGCUUAGGACGGUUGAACGAUCGCAUUCAACAUUAUAGACGUAUUCAUCAUACUCAACAAUCAGACAGUACCAGCACUAAUUGUGAAAUAAAUAUCAAUAAUAAAAUUAACCAAGUUGCUAUGUCAAAUGAAGAUACACCUGGUCAGUGCUCAACGAAACCUGAACCAAAAGUCCCUGACCAUAGCCCUCUCGAAUCGCUUCCUUCGUCAAUUCUACAAGAUUCUGAGAAUAUUGUGGCUAUUACUCAAGAAUCUAUCAAUUGUCUAUGGGAAAGAAUUCGUGGUGGAAUAUCGCUUAUUAACUCCCCCGUUCAACCUACUCAUGGAUUACACAUUGCUUGGACAAGUGUUACUGAAGCUCGUUUGAUUACAAGAUUGUUACCAUUUAUCAGCAGUGAUGUGACUCAAACUUUUAUGGGUCUAAUAAGCACUCCAGAAUCAAUGAAUAAACAGUCAAUCCUUUCAUCGUCAAUACUUGGUUGUGAUUCUCUACCGAAUUCUGUUUUAAAUAAAGCCUUAGGUGAAUUCGCUCGUGCUGAUCAUUCAUUUCCUAAUUUAGCAGCUUCAAAUUUAGCUCAGUUAUUUGAAAGUUUUAUGCAAAACGAAAAUGGUCAAAAUUUAGUCCGACAGUGGGUACUUCUUUCAUUUCCUACACUAUUAAGUCGUCAACCCUCUUAUUUGGCAAUAUGGGCUUGUACUGUAUGUCUGUUAGCUGCGGCUACAGAACCAAAACUACGUACAGCGCUAUUUUUAUGUUAUACUCAUAAAUUAUCCAACACUGAGCCAAAUAAUUCAUUCGAUGUAGGCACUGAUACUGCUACUACUACCAACACUAAUAAUAAUAAUAAUACUAAUAAUAAUAAUAAUACUAAUAAUAAUAAUUCACCUUCUUCUUCUUCGUCAGUUGUCAUCACAUCCAGUAUAGAUCUAUGGUUAAAUGACCUUUUAUGCUUAGCUGCUUAUCAUUUUGUUACGGAUGGUUUAUUAAAACCUAUUUUGAAAUCGGAAUCAGAGAUACUGUAUAAUAAACGUCAAGCUGAACGUGAGCAUUUUCUUGCUUUGAUCAAAGAUCAUUGUGAUACACUAUGUACUACUAAUAAUAAUUCCAAUGUUACUAAUCCAACUACUACCGGUGCAACAAACGACAUCAGUAGUAGUAGCAGUAGUAUUAGUAACAAUAAUAAGCCAUUUUUCAACAAUAAUAUAAAAAUUAAUGCUGAAAAUUUCUCUAUAUUUCAUCAGUUAUAUACAAUAAUUAAAAAACAAGUAUCUGACAAUUCAUCAUAG